Arabidopsis arenosa is the source of this 3131-nucleotide messenger RNA. The record is from the annotation of a GenBank genome assembly. Lineage: Eukaryota; Viridiplantae; Streptophyta; Magnoliopsida; Brassicales; Brassicaceae.
UGAAACCCUAGGCACGACAAUCGCCGCCGUCUCUAGAAACGUCCAUCUACUUCGGCUUUGUUUAACAGAUUUGAUGAAACCAGAUCGGGUCUACCUCUAGAUCCGUUCUAGGUUUUUGAUUUUCACCGUCUUAUCAUCAUUAUCAUCAUCAAUCCAGAUGCUCACCAAAUUCGUCAUUCAUAGACAUGUCUCUGUUUCUGAAAGACGAUUCGAUUCAAAUUCGCGAAGUAUGGAACGAUAACCUUGAAGAAGAAAUGGAUCUGAUCCGAGAUGUCGUCGACGAUUUCCCUUACGUCGCCAUGGACACUGAGUUCCCCGGAAUCGUCGUCCGACCUGUCGGAACAUUCAAAUCCAACGCUGAUUACCACUACGAAACCUUGAAGACGAACGUCAACAUCCUCAAGAUGAUCCAGCUUGGCCUCACUUUCUCCAAUGAACAAGGCAACCUCCCAACCUGUGGAACAGACAAGUAUUGCAUCUGGCAAUUCAAUUUCCGAGAAUUCGAUGUCAAUUCUGAUAUCUUCGCUCUCGAUUCCAUCGAGCUUCUCAAACAAUCAGGCAUCGACUUAGUGAAAAACACGCAAGACGGGAUCGACUCCAAGAGAUUCGCAGAGCUCUUAAUGUCAUCAGGGAUUGUGCUGAACGAAAACGUGCAUUGGGUUACAUUUCACAGUGGAUACGAUUUCGGAUACUUGCUAAAGCUCUUGACUUGCCAAAACCUGCCGGAUUCGCAAACAGACUUCUUCAAGCUGAUCAAUGUUUAUUUUCCGACGGUGUAUGACAUUAAACACCUGAUGAAGUUUUGCAACAGCCUUCACGGUGGUCUGAACAAGCUUGCGGAGUUGCUAGAAGUGGAGAGAGUUGGGAUCUGUCACCAAGCUGGUUCGGAUAGUUUACUCACGUCAUGUACUUUCAGAAAGCUCAAGGAGAAUUUCUUCGUUGGUCCGUUGCAGAAAUAUUCUGGUGUUUUGUAUGGAUUAGGGGUUGAAAAUGGUCAGAUCUGUCCUUUGUCAACUAAUCCUAUAAAUCUGGUGAAAACUCUUUGUUACAGCCCACCUGCUAGAAUGGAUAACAGUUCUGAUGAAGAGUCAGAGAUCAGUGAGUCUGAGAUUGAUGUCUAUUAUGUAAAACCUUACGAGCUACUGAAGAAUGGGGAGUACAAGGUUAAGGUGAAGGACACAUUCAGGUGCCCCUUUUGUUCUGGGAAGAAGAAGCAGCAUUACAAGUAUAAGGAGCUACUUGCUCAUGCGUCUGGUGUUGCCAAAGGAUCUUCGAGUAGAAGUGCUAAGCAAAAAGCUAAUCACUUUGCCUUGGCAAAGUACAUGGAGAACGAGCUUGCUGGUGAUGCUGAUGUCCCACGCCCACAAAUUCCCUCUUCCUCAUCGAAGCAGUCUCAAGCAGUUGUGGAUGACAUUUAUGUCUGGCCUUGGAUGGGGAUUGUCAUCGACCCGGUAAGAAGAACUGAUAACAAGAAUUUGCUCCUUGAUUCAGCCUACUGGUUGAAGAAGCUCACCAGAUUCAAUCCUCUUGAGGUGAAAACCCUUUGGCUUGAGCAGGAUUCCGUAGUUGCCGUCAUUCCUCAGUUUAACAGUGGUUGGAGUGGGUUUAAGAGUGCCACAGAGCUUGAGAAGGAAUAUGAGAUUAGGGGCUGCGGCAGAAAGGACUGGAUUGAUAAAAGAGGAGACUGGAGGUCUAAGGCUUAUGGUUGGUGUGCACGUGCAGAUGACUACAACUCUCAAGGGUCGAUAGCAGAGUACCUGUCCAAAGUAGGAAAACUGAGAAGUUUCUCAGAUAUCUCCAAGGAGGAAAUUCAGAAUAAGAAUAUUGUGGUGGAUGAUCUAGCAAAUAAAAUUGCUAUGAAAAAUGAGGAUCUGAACAAGGUGCAGUUCAAGUGCAAUGAGAACGCGAUCUCUCUGCGCAGGGUUCUUAUAGAGAAAGGCGAGCUGGACCGAGUUUAUAAAGAAGAAACAAAAAAAAUGCAGGAGUUUUCGCGGGAGAAUAUCAACAGGAUCUUUAGAGAAAAGGAGAGGCUAACCAAUGAACUGGAGGCUAAGAUGAAUAAUCUGAAGGUUUGGUCCAAACAAUUGGACAAGAAGCAAGCACUAACUGAACUGGAGAGACAAAAGCUUGAUGAAGACAAGAAGAAGAGCGAUGUUAUGAACAGCUCCCUCCAGUUGGCUUCACAAGAGCAGAAAAAUACAGAUGAUCGUGUCCUGAGACUUGUGGAAGAACACAAGAGGAAAAAAGAAGAGACGUUGAACAAGAUCCUUCAGCUUGAGAAGGAGCUAGACAGCAAGCAGAAACUUCAAAUGGAGAUUCAGGAGCUGAAAGGAAAGCUGAAAGUCAUGAAGCAUGAGGAUGAAGAUGACGAGGGCAUCAAGAAGAAAAUGAAGAAGAUGAAGGAACAGCUAGAGGACAAGUGUUCUGAGUUACAAGAUCUAGAGGAAACUAACUCGGCUCUCAUGGUAAAAGAACGUCAAAGCAAUGAUGAGAUACUAGAAGCACGCGAAUUUUUGACGACGGAAUUGAGAGAACUGUUGAGUGAUAGAACCAUCAUCAGAGUAAAGAGGAUAGGAGAACUUGAGGAAAAGCCCUUCAUGACAGCAUGCAAGCAGAGAUUCACAGUUGAAGAAGCUCAGGUGCAGUAUGCCAUGCUUUGCUCGAAAUGGCAGGAAAACCUCAAGGAUCCAGCGUGGCACCCAUUCAAACAUGUUGGGACUGGAGAGAAAAAGAAGGAAGUGGUGGAUGAAGAAGAUGAGCAAAUUAAGAGUCUGAGAGAAGAGUGGGGAGAAGAAGUGAAGAAUGCAGUGAAGACAGCACUGGAGGAGCUUAAUGAGUUUAAUCCUAGUGGCCGGUACUCAGUCCCAGUACUGUGGAAUUCGAAGCAAGGAAGAAAAGCCACACUGAAAGAAGUGAUUGAUUACAUGACGCAGCAGAUCAAAACUCUCAAACGCAAACGACCCUAAAAGGUAAUCACUAUUUUGUUCCUUAAGUUAGUACUUUGUAGUAUUGUCUUCUCAUUGAUCUUGGUACACAAAGAAUCUUAGGCUUGACAUAGAUUUGCUUAUGCAUUAGUAAAGUCUACAGAGUCGUUUUGUGUCAUAACUUGCAAAUAAAAUUCUUUUUGUUUU